Molecule: messenger RNA, 4003 nt
Organism: Diorhabda sublineata
Lineage: Eukaryota; Metazoa; Arthropoda; Insecta; Coleoptera; Chrysomelidae
Gene: Sirc
Product: SID1 transmembrane family member 1-like
Exons: 17
Coding region: 103-2499 (798 amino acids)
Cellular component (GO): membrane
Source: RefSeq, a predicted model, not a curated record
UUAUCACUUCAGAUCUAACUUCAGUUAUAUAGUGUUUAAUAACUUAAUGUCGAUUAUUUUCAUUGUGGAAUACUGAUGAAUCAAUUUUACUAAUGUAAUAAAAUGUACAAAGUUAUAUUUUUAUUCUUAUCAUUGUGCUUAGCUGUGUCCGAAAGUGUGCAACAUAACCCCGCAGAAUACGUUAUACUUAAAUAUAAUGAAACAUACACUAAUACUAUAAAUAAUAACAAAGAAUAUCUUCUAGAAGUAACAGAAACUAUUAAUGACACAGUUAAUGCGAAUCCUCCAAGAAUAUGGAUUCAAAGCAACGCAACUGUGUCUUUUCCUUUAAUGAUAGUAGCAAGACAAACUAAAGAAAUGAUAUCGUGGCAAUUGCCUUUAGAAAUCGAAGGAGACGUAGGUGAAUUCGUAUAUAAUUACACCACAAAAACUAUGUGUCACGACAUAUUAAAACAUUAUAGAAUGAACGGGAGACAUCAGAAAAUGAUACAGGAAAAUUCGUUUAUUUCUAUAGCUACAUCUUCGAAUAAAACUAUUAAUUUCACCAUAGAAGUUAGGAAACAAAAUACUUUUACCAUAGAACUUUCCAAGGAGCAUAAGUUCAAUAUUACUCCAAGUCAACCCAGCUACUUCUUUUACAAUUUCACCACAGACGAUUCUUUGAUAAAAAAGGGGGACUCUAAUUACGAAACCGUCAUUUUAGAAGUCAAUUCAGACGACGAUAUCUGCAUGGUUGUCAGUAUACAAAAUAUAAGUUGCCCUGUUUUCGAUACCAAUCAAGAUGUAACGUUCAGGGGGUUCUACGAAACCGUUAACAGAAAAGGAGGUAUCACAAUACCUAAAUACAAAUUUCCCCAAGGUUUUUACAUAGUGUUUGUCGCAAAACCCGACGAUUACGCUUGCGAAAAAUCGGGUUUUAGUAAUGUAAAUAAUUCAGAGAGGGUGAAACAAAUUUCCCUCGUUAUUAAACCCAGUAUUACAUAUUCCGAUUACGUUAUGGCCGUUUUGAUUACUUUGGGAUGUAUAGGUGGUUUCUAUAUAAUUUUUGGUCUUCCAUAUUUUUUUUAUACUGUAAAGGCAACUACACCGAGAGCAAUGGAGUAUGUUGAUAAUUUUUCAACCACGCCGAAUGCACGAAUUGUUAGGCUGAAGGUCACGCGAACAUUCGAUGGCACAGAAAUGGCUAAUGUUCAACGUACCAUAUCCACAAUGUCUGGCCCCUCGGUAGAUAUAACUGACUACGAUACCUUAAAUGAAGUAGAUAUCGAUAAAAAUUUGAGGUUAGGUCGAGGACAACCGUUUCUGAUAGAUUUAGCCCGAAAACCCCCUAAAGAAUUAACGAAAAGAUCUUAUUUGUAUUUAUACAACGUUCUCACGGUGGCCAUUUUUUACGCCUUACCCGUACUGCAACUCGUCGUAACCUAUCAAAUGGUAUUGAAUGAAACCGGCCAACAAGAUUUAUGUUACUACAAUUUCUUAUGCGCGCAUCCUUUGGGUUUCCUCAGCGAUUUCAAUCACGUUUUCUCCAAUAUAGGUUAUGUUUUAUUGGGCGUACUUUUUUUGAUAAUAACGUAUCUUAGGGAACAAUCCCACAAAGACGCCGAUUUCGAUAAGGAAUUUGGUAUUCCUCAACAUUAUGGUAUGUUUUAUGCCAUGGGGGUGGCUUUGAUAAUGGAAGGUAUACUUAGCGGAAGCUACCACGUUUGUCCUAAUUCUUUGAAUUUUCAAUUUGAUUCUAGUUUUAUGUACGUAAUGGCGGUACUUUGUAUGGUGAAAUUAUAUCAAAAUCGCCAUCCAGAUAUAAACGCUAACGCCUAUACAACAUUCGGAGUAUUAGCUUUAGCAGUAGUACUCGCGAUGAUAGGAAUAUUGGAAGCGAAUCAAUACUUUUGGAUAACUUUCGUUAUCAUCCAUAUAUUAAUGUGCUUUUAUCUAAGUGUAAAAGUAUAUUACAUGGGAUGUUGGAGAUUACGUGAUUUAUCUUUACAAAAAUUCAAACAGGUUUGGAUAUACGACUUUUGGUCAGGACCGACUAACGUUGUUAGACCUUGCCACAAAGCUCGGUUUGUGUUACUUUUCUUGGGAAACUUGUGCAAUUGGGGUCUGGAUGCUUUUGCUUUAUAUCGAUUACCGAAAAACUUCCCUGUCUUCCUAUUGACCAUAUUUAUGACGAAUACUAUGUUGUACUUCGUUUUUUAUAUUGUGAUGAAGUACAUCAAUAAAGAGAAAGUGAGGCUCUUGACUUGGGCUUUCCUAAUUGUUUCUGGGGUGUGCGCUAUUUCCGCAAUGUAUUUUUUCUUGCACAAAGCCAUAUCUUGGAAGAGAACGGCGGCGCAAUCGAGACAAUUCAACGUAGAAUGUAAACUAUUUCGUUUUUACGAUUAUCACGACAUAUGGCACUUUUUGAGCGCCAUAGGAAUGUUUUUUACUUUUAUGGUAUUAUUAACUCUCGAUGAUGAUCUUUCGCACACGCAUCAUUCUCAAAUUCCAGUAUUUUAACUAAUAAUAACGAAUUGUUACAUGUGUGAAAAAUAAGCUUUAUGACUUGGUAAAUUAUUUGAAUGUAUCAACUUUAAAAAAAUGUUAUUUUGAUUUAGCUAGACAGAUAUUUCUCUUGAAAUCGAGGAUAAGACGCUCAAUUUUUUAUUUAUUUAGUUUAUUAUCAGAAAAAAGAUUCUACUCUCAAAGUUUCGAGCUGGUUUAGAGUUGAAAUAUAUUUUUUUGUGAAACAGUGCUCUCUAUAACUUUCGACUUUCGUAGCUUUUCGAAUGAUGUUGAAGGUUUAUAAAAUAAACCAGCUCUUCUAUCAUAAACUAUUUAAAAUCUCUGUAAUACCCAGUGUAACGACAUCUUAAUUGAUUUGUAUUGGGUCUAAUUUCCACUUCUUUUCGAAUCCAGCUGUUUUUCCCCGUCCAUUAGUUUAAUAUUUAUUAUUUCUAUGGGUCCUUGUGUCUCUAAUUUUGAAGUUAAGGAAGAUAAUCUUUAUAAUAUAUUUCAAGUUAUAUUUAUUUAUUCAGGUGUCUAAAUUAUCUACAGGUUUCGCUUUUUCUUUAAUUAUACAUACAAUGUUUAUUUUCUGUUGGUUUGUUAUGGUUUUUGCUUUAUUACAACAGAGAUUUCCUUUCACUGUUUUGUAUCAUUUGAAUUUCUCUUACUUCUAUCACUUUUUUACUUUAUUUUCUUAUUACUUAUUCUAGAUUCAUAAUUUUUUUUAUUAUUCUAGACUCUAACUUAUUCUCCUAAGUGGUUCUGCUUUUCAACAAAUUCGAUAGUUCGUUAUUCUAUUAAUCACAAUUUUUCUUUUUCUAUAUAUGAAAUAUUUUUGAGCAUUUUGCUUUUCAUUGUUGUUUUGUAUAGUUAUAACUUUGUCUUUGGACUUGAUAAUAACAUUGAACAUGAAAUAUUUGUACUCUUUGGAAAAUUAUAGCAUCAUUUAAUUUUGAAUUUCAUUUUUUGUUUGUAAUAUUGAGGAUUUUUCAAAAUGGUUAUUUAACUAUAUUGAAUUGCCUAUUUUGUUAAUUAGUUUAGUUUCGAAAACAUUUUCCAUGACUAUAAAUUCUAGAAAUUAUCAAAAAUAUUGAUUAAAAAACAACACAGGGGCUUCCGGAAAUCUAUUGAAAUUCUAAAACUUUUCCAUUUAUUUACUCCUUCACUGGGGAAAAAGUAUUUUCUUCUUUUCUAGAAGGAAAAAGCUUUAUAUUAAAUUUCUCAAACUGCAUUAACGGAAUAAUUAACAAAAUAUUAGUAUAUAAAAAUAAAUUUAUUAAACCAAACUUCCAAUUGAUAAUAUUUCGUUGAAAAGGUAUAUAAUAUAUGUACCUGCAUAUGAAGGAUCUUUGUGAUAUUAAUUAUAUUUUAAGCAAAAUUCGCUUAAAAAUAAUUUUUUUAUAAAUUUUACCUGGUAGAAUUAAUAUUGGUCCUAUUCCAUUUGAUUUUGAUAUAAAACGUUGAAAUAAUUAUUAAUCUAUGGUUUAUUGUAAAUAUUAAAAUUUUAUUCCAAUUU